AUGGUGAACUGUGUGGUUUUAGCUCCUCCCCCUCUCCCCUCCUGCCUCCCUCUCCUCCCCCUCUCCCCUCCUGCCUCCCUCUCCUCCCCCUCUCCCCUCCUGCCUCCCUCUCCUCCCCCAUCUCCCCCCCCUCCUGCCUCCCUCUCCUCCCCCAUCUCCCCCCCCUCCUGCCUCCCUCUCCUCCCCCAUCUCCCCCCCCUCCUGCCUCCCUCUCCUCCCCCAUCUCCCCCCCCUCCUGCCUCCCUCUCCUCCCCCCCUCCCCUCCUGCCUCCCUCUCCUCCCCCUCUCCCCCCCUGCCUCCCUCUCCUCCCCCUCUCCCCCCCUGCCUCCUUCUCCUCCCCCUCUCCCCUCCUGCCUCCCUCUCCUCCCCCAUCUCCCCCCCUCCUGCCUCCCUCUCCUCCCCCUCUCCCCUCCUGCCUCCCUCUCCUCCCCCCCUCCCCCCCUGCCUCCCUCUCCUCCCCCUCUCCCCUCCUGCCUCCCUCUCCUCCCCCUCUCCCCUCCUGCCCUCCCUCUCCUCCCCCUCUCCCCUCCUGCCUCCCUCUCCUCCCCCCUGUGUCUGGGAUGUUGGUUUGA
Molecule: messenger RNA, 573 nt
Organism: Knipowitschia caucasica
Lineage: Eukaryota; Metazoa; Chordata; Actinopteri; Gobiiformes; Gobiidae
Source: the annotation of a GenBank genome assembly